This is a messenger RNA of Paraglomus brasilianum, 765 nucleotides long. Lineage: Eukaryota; Fungi; Glomeromycota; Glomeromycetes; Paraglomerales; Paraglomeraceae. The record is from the annotation of a GenBank genome assembly.
AUGGCCAAAUUUCUCGAAUUCAAAUUUAAUCAAGACCCCCUAACAGACCUUAAACACGAAUACUGGAUGGAAAAUCCUCCCGUCGAAUUGGGCAUGGAUUUAAAACAAUUGCUCAGGCCGAGUGACCGCAAACAAAAUCGCAAAAAUCCACCACGUCCCCAAGAAUCCUUCGUUUUAUACCGACGCAAUCUCAAUGCGUUAAUGAAAAAGACUUCGACAAAUUUCAACCAACGAAGUACAAUCGCUAAAAAUCAAUGGGCGAACGCAAGUGACAUUGAAAAAGAAUUUUUCAAAAUGUUGGCCGGCAAGGCCAAAGAAAUUCACGCCGAAUUAUACCCCGGCUACAAAUAUCAACCUACAAAAGGUCGCAAAAAAGAUCAAUGUGUUUCUGAAAGCAAAUUAAGCAAAAAAAAACGAGUUCAAGAGAAUAAAUCUGCCGCCACUUAUUUCGACGACCGUAUGAUUGAAGACAUCAAUCCUGUAACUUCGCCAAAAAGCAAUGAUGUAUCCAUUGCGUCGUCUCCAACUACCGUACAUUCACCAGUCGAUAAUAUUUCGACUCCGGCUCUAACGUUGUACUCGCCAGAUAGCAAUGAUGUAUCCAUUGCGUCUUCUCCAACCUUAUAUUCACCAAUCGACAACGUUUCCAUAAUUUCGCCUUUGUUCGCAUCUGAAAGCGACAACCUAACCCGCCAGUCUGCGCAGCAGACUAUCUUGACGGGUCAGUUUGUCAUUGUAGUCACGGAUGCUCAGAUUGAUUGGUAG